UCGAUCGAUCUGAACAAGAGCUACAAUGGCAGUUUCUUCUUCUUCUUCCCAUGAAACCCCACUUCACAUAGUUUUUGUUCCCAUGUUAGCGCCAGGCCAUUUCAUCCCCAUGAUAGAUUUGGCUAAGCUGAUAGCUACGCGUGGCGUCAAAGCCACCGUCUUCAUCACUCCAGUUAUCUCCGCCAGAUACGGCCAAUCCCUUCGGCCGGAAUCCGAUUCAAUCCCCAUCCGUUUCAUCGAAAUACCUUUUCUGAGCGGCGAAGUCGGCCUGCCGGAAGGCUGCGAAACUGUGGACACACUCUCGUUUACACUCUGGUCCAAUUUUCAGUCUGCACUCAGUAAAUGGCAGACUUCAGUGGAGCAUUUCAUCAAAGAGAUAGAGCCCUUCCCAACUUGCAUGAUAUCCGACAGGUAUAUUCCUCAAAUCGCCGUAAAUGCAGAGAGGUUAGGUCUCCGGAGAUUCAUCUUUGACGGAAUGGGUUGUUUAAGUAUUUUAAUCGCUUAUGAAAUUCAGACAUCUAAAAUUCACAAAACUGUUGAAGAAUCAGAACCCUUUAUGUUACCUGGUUUGCCUGAUAUUGGGUUAACAAGAAAACAGCUGCCCAUUCAUGUUCGUUCGAAUUCACCGUCGAUGACAGAAUAUCGAGAACAAAUGAGAGCCGCCGACAGUCGCGCUUGCGGGAUUCUAAUCAACAGCUUCGAUGAGUUAGAACCAGAUUACAUCACGGAAUUACGAAAAUUGCACCAAAACCGAGCGUGGUGCGUUGGACCCAUGUCCCUCCACAACAAGGAGAAGUCGGAGGUGGCGAGAAGAGGAAACAAGUCAUCAAUCGACGAAAACGAAUGUCUGAAAUGGCUCGAUAAUCAAGAAUCAGGGUCCGUAAUCUACUCCUGUCUAGGGAGCAUGAGCAAUAUCGCUCCGCAACAGAUUGCUGAGCUGGGCCUAGCCCUGGAGGCGUCGAAUCGUCCAUUCAUCUGGGUGCUGAGAAAAACCGAGACGAAGGCGGAUAUAGAGAAAUGGUUAUCGGAAAACAAGUUCGUAGAAAGGACACUUGGGAGAGGCCUUGUGAUAUGGGGAUGGGCACCGCAAGUACUUAUUCUGUCUCAUAAGGCUGUCGGUGCUUUUCUGAUGCACUGCGGUUGGAAUUCGGUUAUGGAAGGGAUAUGUUCGGGAAUUCCGAUGAUAACCUGGCCUAACGGUGGCGAACAGUUUUUUAAUGAGAAGUUGGUUUCGCAGAUUUUAGGAAUCGGUGUGAGUGUUGGACCCAAGUCGCUCCUUAGUGUUUUCCCCUCGGAGCAAACUGAGGUUCAAAUAAAAAGUGAGACAAUUUUGGAGGCCAUCGAAAAGGUGAUGAGCGGAGACCACCAAGGACUUCAGAGGAGGAAACUGGUUAGAGAGUUGGCUGAGGCGGCCAAGAAAUCCUCGGAAAAAGGAGGUUCGUCUCACCGGAACAUCGCUCUCUUCCUCCAAUAUAUAGCCACCAACCAAAAUCAUGCUUAAUUAAUAAUAAUAA
Molecule: messenger RNA, 1514 nt
Organism: Impatiens glandulifera
Lineage: Eukaryota; Viridiplantae; Streptophyta; Magnoliopsida; Ericales; Balsaminaceae
Product: UDP-glycosyltransferase 73C4-like
Exons: 1
Coding region: 26-1501 (491 amino acids)
Molecular function (GO): UDP-glycosyltransferase activity
Source: RefSeq, a predicted model, not a curated record